CCCGCUUAUUGGAGGGUGGUUACUGGAUUUAGCUGGCGUGGGCUCCUUUUCGUCCGUGCUCUCUGGUUAAAUCCAGUGCCAUCGCGCUCCUUGUGAGUCCCAGCGAGAGAAUGCGAAGGGGAGAGGCAGGACCAAAGUUGAGGCGAAUUCAGUGGCAUGCCGAUGGGUCUCCAGGUAUGUGACCUCAGAGGAGCUUGAAUGAGAAUGUAAUACCAAGAUAAGUCGACUUUCAAUUCAACUGACUCUUUCCUGCAAGAUCCUUUGCCGCAAUGGGGGAAUUAAGAAGGGAAUAAGCUGGCAAGAAUGAGUCAGACAUUUCCAAGCAAGAUUGUUUUUUUUUCCCUUUUUGUUUACUUUAUCCAGACUCUAGCCAAAAAGAUUCAUCUCGAGGAAUUAUAUUCUUGGAGAUGUUGGGAAAAGAUUCCUGGGUCUUGGAAGAUAAUUACUAGAAAUAUGCAGGGGAGGAAUAAAAUUGAAGGGUGUUUUUCUUAGAGAACACCAUUUGUCCUAUUUAUCAGGAAUUCGAAGAUUUAUAUAAGCAGGAUGAAGUUAAAGGAAAUAGAUCGUACAGCCAUGCAGGCAUGGAGCCCUGCCCAGAAUCAUCCCAUUUACCUAGCUACAGGAACAUCUGCUCAACAAUUGGAUGCAACAUUUAGUACCAGUGCUUCUCUUGAGAUAUUUGAAUUAGACCUUUCUGAUCCAUCCUUGGAUAUGAAAUCUUGUGCCACUUUCUCUUCUUCUCACAGGUACCACAAGUUGAUUUGGGGGCCUCAUAAGAUGGAUUCCAAAGGAGAUGUCUCUGGAGUUCUGAUUGCAGGUGGUGAAAAUGGAAAUAUUAUUCUUUAUGAUCCUUCUAAAAUUAUAGCUGGUGAUAAGGAAGUUGUGAUUGCCCAGAAUGACAAACAUACUGGCCCAGUGAGAGCCUUGGAUGUGAACAUUUUCCAGACUAAUCUGGUGGCCUCUGGUGCUAAUGAAUCUGAAAUCUACAUUUGGGAUUUAAACAAUUUUGCAACUCCAAUGACACCAGGAGCCAAAACGCAGCCCCCAGAAGAUAUCAGCUGCAUUGCAUGGAACAGACAAGUUCAGCAUAUUUUGGCAUCAGCCAAUCCCAGUGGCCGGGCCACUGUGUGGGAUCUUAGAAAAAAUGAACCCAUCAUCAAAGUCAGUGAUCAUAGUAACAGGAUGCAUUGCUCUGGGUUGGCGUGGCAUCCUGAUGUUGCUACUCAGAUGGUCCUUGCCUCUGAGGAUGACAGGUUACCAGUGAUCCAGAUGUGGGAUCUUCGCUUUGCCUCCUCUCCACUCCGUGUCCUGGAAAACCAUGCCAGGGGGAUUUUGGCAAUUGCUUGGAGCAUGGCGGAUCCUGAAUUGUUGCUGAGCUGUGGAAAAGAUGCUAAGAUUCUCUGUUCCAACCCAAACACAGGAGAGGUGUUAUAUGAACUUCCCACCAACACACAGUGGUGCUUUGAUAUUCAGUGGUGUCCCAGAAAUCCUGCUGUCUUAUCAGCUGCUUCCUUCGAUGGGCGUAUCAAUGUUUAUUCUAUCAUGGGAGGGAGUGCAGAUGGUUUAAGGCAGAAACAAGUUGACAAGCUUUCAUCGUCUUUUGGGAAUCUUGAUCCGUUUGGCACAGGACAGCCCCUUCCUCCGUUACAAAUUCCUCAGCAGACUGCUCAGCAUCGUAUAGUGUUGCCUCUGAAGAAGCCACCCAAGUGGGUCCGAAGACCUGUUGGGGCUUCCUUUUCAUUUGGAGGCAAACUGGUUACCUUUGCGAGUGUCAGAACACAGCCUCAGCAGGGAGCUGAGCAGCAGCUGCAGCAGCACCACGUGCGCAUCAGUCAGGUCGUAACAGAAGAGGAAUUCCUUAGCCGGUCAGCCCAACUUCAGCAGGUCGUGCAGUCACAAGGAUUUGUCAGUUAUUGUCAGAAGAAGAUUGAUGCUUCUCAGACUGAGUUUGAGAAAAAUGUGUGGUCCUUUUUGAAGGUAAACUUUGAGGAUGAUUCUCGUGGAAAAUACCUUGAACUUCUAGGAUAUAGAAAAGAAGACCUAGGAAAGAAGAUUGCUUCGGCCUUGAACAAAGUGGAUGGACCUGAUGUGGCUCUUAAAGACUCUGACCAAGUAGCACAGAGUGAUGGGGAGGAGAGCCCUGCUGCUGAAGAGCAGCUCUUGGGAGAGCGCAUUAAAGAGGAAAAACAAGAAUCUGAAUUUCUACCAUCAGCUGGAGGAACAUUUAACAUCUCCAUCAGUGGGGAUAUUGAUGGUUUAAUUACUCAGGCUUUGCUGACGGGUAACUUUGAGAGUGCUGUUGACCUUUGUUUACAUGAUAACCGCAUGGCUGAUGCCAUUAUAUUGGCCAUAGCAGGUGGACAAGAACUCUUGGCUCGAACCCAGAAAAAGUACUUUGCAAAAUCCCAAAGCAAAAUUACCAGGCUAAUUACUGCAGUAGUGAUGAAGAACUGGAAAGAGAUUGUCGAGUCUUGUGAUCUUAAAAAUUGGAGAGAGGCUUUAGCUGCAGUAUUGACUUAUGCUAAACCAGAUGAAUUUUCUGCCCUUUGUGAUCUUUUGGGAACCAGGCUUGAAAGUGAAGGUGAUAGCCUCCUGCAGACUCAGGCAUGUCUCUGCUAUAUUUGUGCAGGGAAUGUAGAGAAACUAGUUGCAUGUUGGACUAAAGCUCAAGAUGGAAGCAAUCCUUUGUCCCUUCAGGAUCUGAUUGAGAAAGUUGUCAUCCUGCGAAAAGCUGUACAACUCACCCAAGCCAUGGACACUAAUACUGUAGGAGUUCUUUUGGCUGAGAAGAUGAGUCAGUAUGCCAAUUUGUUGGCAGCCCAGGGCAGUAUUGCUGCAGCCCUGGCUUUUCUUCCUGAUAACACCAACCAGCCAAAUAUUGUGCAGCUUCGUGACAGACUUUGUAGAGCACAAGGAAAUCCAGCAGGACAACAGGAGUCACCUAAAAUUCCUUAUGAGAGGCAGCAGCUGCCCAAGGGCAGGCCUGGACCAGUUGCUGGCCACACACAGAUGCCAAGAGUUCCAGCUCAACAAUAUUAUCCCCAUGGAGAAAAUCCUCCACCUCCAGGCUUCAUAAUGCAUGGGAAUGUUAAUCCAAAUGUUGCCACAGCUCAGCUUCCCACAUCUCCUGGUCAUAUGCACACCCAGGUACCACCUUAUCCACAGCCACAGCCUUAUCAACCAGCCCAGCAGUAUUCCUUCGGAACAGGGGGGUCAGCAGUGUAUCGACCUCAGCAACCUGUUGCUCCUUCUGCUUCAAACGCUUACCCUAACACCCCGUACAUAUCUUCUGCUUCUUCCUAUUCUGGGCAGUCUCAACUAUACACAGCACAGCACCAGGCCUCUCCACCUACCUCCAGCUCCACUGCCUCUUUCCCUCCUCCUCCUUCCUCUGGAGCAUCCUUCCAGCAUGGCGGACCAGGAGCUCCACCGUCAUCUUCAGCUUAUGCGCUGGCUCCUGGAGCAACAGGUACACUGCCUGCUGCCGGCGAGCUGCCUGCAUCCCAGAGAACAGGUUCUCAGAAUGGUUGGAAUGAUCCUCCAGCUUUGAACAGAGUACCCAAGAAGAAGAAGAUGCCUGAGAACUUUACGCCUCCUGUUCCCAUCACAUCACCAAUCAUGAACCCCUUGGGUGACCACCAGUCACAGAUGCUGCAGCAGCAACCUUCAGCUCCAGUACCACUAUCAAGCCAAGCUUCAUUCCCACAGCCACACCUUCCAGGUGGCCAGCCCUUCCAUGGCAUACAGCAACCCCUCAGUCAACCAGGCAUGCCUCCGUCUUUUUCAAAGCCCAAUAUUGAAGGUGCCCCUGGAGCUCCUAUUGGAAAUACCAUGCAGCAUGUGCAGUCUUUGCCAACAGAAAAAAUUACCAAGAAACCUAUUCCAGAUGAACACCUCAUUCUAAAGACCACAUUUGAGGAUCUUAUUCAGCGCUGCCUCUCUUCAGCCACAGAUCCUCAAACCAAGAGGAAGCUAGAUGAUGCCAGCAAACGUUUGGAGUUUCUAUAUGAUAAACUUAGGGAACAGACACUUUCACCAACAAUCAUCAAUGGUUUACACAACAUCGCAAGGAGCAUUGAGACUCGAAACUACUCAGAAGGAUUGACCAUACAUACCCACAUAGUUAGCACCAGCAACUUCAGUGAGACCUCUGCUUUUAUGCCAGUUCUCAAAGUUGUUCUCACCCAGGCCAAUAAGCUGGGUGUCUAAAGGAUGGCUUCACUCUCAGCCACUAUUGCCAUUUUUCCAAAGAAACAUGUUUUAAAAAAUGAUAAGAUGUGGACCAGUCCUCAUUAGCAUGUUUCCAUAGCAGCCAGUCAAGAACAUUUACAUUGUUUCUGCAGAUAUACUCACCUUAGACCUGCUCAAAGCCCUGGUGCUUUCUUUUGUUUUAAUCUUUUAUUGCCUGUGAUGAUUUUCCUAUUCUGCAAAUAAUGUAUUUCCUGGAUUACACAUAGUAUGCUUUCCUGAAGUAUUCUGAUAAAAUAUGGUUUUUGAAACCUCAGGUUUACUUUUUGGAAAAGGAGCCUUUGGUUAUGUGUAAAGCAGAGCUGAAACUAAAUUUCUUUCACGUCCUCCCUACUUCCUCCAUGUCAAUCAGAUUAAAGUGUGUAAUCCUAUUUAUGUGUACGUAGUCUUUUUUUUAAACAGCUACUCACAGUUUAGUUUAAUCUCUGUUUUUUGUGGCUUUGGCUUCACUUUGGUCCUGAACAAAUAACUAAAUCUACAGGCUGCUACAUAGAUUUUAGCAAAUAUUAAUGAAAAGUGGGCUCACUAGUUUUAAGUAUCUAUAGGAAAAGAUUGAGCAUUUUCAUUCUGUAGGAUGCAUUGAACUUUUUUCUAUUAAUAAAUGUUUUCAGUAUUCUGUUUGAGUUUUAAGAUUGAAUUGUCUCCAUUUUAUAUUUAGAAAUCUAUUCAUCCAUUUUUUUAAAGUUACCUAUUUCUCUGAGGUUUAAGUUCAGAAAGAAAGCUUUAACUUCUGUCAGCCUCCUGAAUCGACAUAUUUUCAGACGGUAUUUUCAUCAAAUGAUUUUAUUGUAAUCUGUCUUAAGAACAGUGUGGUAAACAAAAGAUAAUGGUCCCCAUAGAAUCUUGAGGAGAAUUAGAUACUAAUAAUUUUCAUUGUUUAAGCAACUUUACCUAAGUGACUUGGAAAACUAGAAGAUAAAAAGUAUGACUGCUGUGAAGACAGGUGCUGUUUCAAGGACUAAGUGUAGUUCAUCAGGCAUUUUGCAGCCUAAGUGACAUAGUUUACAAGACCCUCUUAAUUUCCUUUGCUGGGAUUCCCUGCUCACCAAAUAAAACACCUCUUUUAAAAAUAAAAAUAGGGACUUCCCUGGUGGCACAGGGGUUAAGAAUCUGCCUGCCGUUGCAGGGGACACAGGUUUGCGCCAUGGUCCGCGAAGAUCCCACAUGCUGCGGAGCACCUAAGCCCGUGCACCACAACUACUGAGCCUGUGCUCUACAGCCCACGAGCUGCAGCUACUGAGCCCACGUGCCACAACUACUGAAGCCCGAGUGCCUAGAGCCCGUGCUCCACAACAAGAGAAGCCACCGCAGUGAGAAGCCCGGGCACUGCAACAAAGAGUAACCCCCACUGGACUCAACUAGAGAAAGCCCACGCACAGCAACGAAGACCCAAUGCAGACAAAACAAAAAAAGACAUUAAAAAAUAGAAAUAGUUUUAUAACUAAAAAAGGAGGACCUUGAUAACAUGUAUGAGCAUUGGAGCCUCACAAGUGGGGUGAUAUAUCAGCUCCCCGGGAUUUUGGUGGUCUGAGUCAGUCCUAGGACACACUGAAGUGGCAACUUGACCUUCUGGACCUGACCCUCGACUGUGGUGUCAGCCCAGGACCCCAUCUGAACAGCAGGCUGGCCUCUAGUAAUUGUUUUGAUGUAUUGCCCUUAUAGUUAGGAUUUGUGUUAUGGCUGUAUGGUUACCUUGACAUGACAAUGGCAAAACUGGCAGCGUUUUACAAAAAAACAUUCCAAAAGAUGAGAAACAGGAAUAGGUGGCAGUGGAGCCCUGACCAACCCCAAAGAUUUUACACGUAUAAGUAUGAAAAAACGAUUUGCCACUGACAUCUGAGCAGCUGUUACAAGUGGAUGGAGGUAAGAAGACUUGAACCCAAAAUAGAGUUUAGUCUUGAAGUAUGAAGAUAACAGGAGAUUAUGGGAAGAGAGCAGUUUGUUUUCCUGAAGAAAAGCGAACAAGGAAAGGGGUGUGAGGGAAACUGGUAGGUGGGGCUGGGUGUUGGCUGGGAGACAUAUCAGAUCUCCGGGACGUGCUUUCUUAUACUUAACCUGCUCCUCUCCUGCACUCCGCGUAUGACCUUUUGGGCUGGAUGGGAUGGAUGUACCUUAGGCCCCGUCUGAGAAUCUCUUAUGUGUGUGGGAUGCACGGCUGAUGGAGAUGGUGGUUCAUUCUAAUAGUGUGGCAGCAGGAGAAAGUUGGAAACAACUGCUCUACAUCUGACGAGAGUCCAACAAGCCUGUAUAUUCCUUUGGAUUCAGAAAAUUCCCAUGUAUGCUGGAGGACAGAAAGAUGCAGUAGGAUUCCUGGCAACCAGAUGUACUCUAUUUAACACCUGCCUGAAAGAUAAAGGGAGGGAUGGUGAUUGGUUAACACUUUUCUGAUAACCACAUGUCUCCUGAACCAGAUUUGUGUUCACCUAAGAAUGACUGCAAGGCCAUCUGUUGACUGCUCAGCCAUGGUGGAGACUUCAUUUGGAAUGGACAUCUACAUAUGCACACAUACAUAUAUACGUAUGCACCCCUCUUUGUCAUUCAACUGCUGCGGUGGCAGCAUCCCCAAAUGUCACCCCUGACAAAUCUAUCAGGGUGUUCAACAGAUGCUGAAGAUGUCACAGGCAGGUAGCAUCUCCAGUUAUUCAGUGAAGAAGGACUGCCUAUGCAUAGAAGCUCUUAACUGUUUCCUCUAAUAGAUAAAUGCUCCAAAUCUUUUAACCAAACUAAAUUACAAAGAAAAAGUGCUCAAAUUAGCUUUAUAGUUCCACUUUUCCUGGCACACUGGUUUUAUAUACAUUUCUGUAGCAUCUGCUCUGCUCAGGGCUUUGGUGACCAUACCAUUCACUCAGGCUCAGGUUGAGUAGUGCACCUACGAGCUGACUGGGGUCAGACUGUGCCAUUCCUAAAUUUCCAGCUGUUUGCUUUCUCUCCCCUCUGGGAGAUACGGAAUGUGUGGGUUUUAGGGUGUUGGGACAGACCUUGAAAAAACUAACAAAAUCAAACAAAAGGAAAUAGACUUUGGUUUAACUGUGGUGCAUGUUUUUUACACUCUGGAUUAAUGUUUCCAGAGACCUGCUAAAGUAUUUAUUUGGCAAACAAUGUUAGUCACCUAGAAUAACUUUGUAUAAACAUCAUUACUCAGUAAUGUCUGAGAUCAUUUUUUUAGUGGAGCUGCACACCCUGUUGAUUUUUUUAGUCCAUUUCUUUUUUUUUUUAAUAGGUUUAUUUAUUUUUGGCUGCGUUGGGUCUUCGUUGCUGCGCACGGGCUUUCUCUAGUUGCGGCAAGCAGGGGCUACUCUUUGUUGUGGUGCGUGGACUUCUCGUUGCAGAGUACGGGCUCUAGGCACGCGGGCUUCAGUAGUUGUGGCUCAGUAGUUGUGGUGCAUGGGCUUAGUUGCUCUGUGGCAUGUGGGAUCUUCGCGGACCAGGGCUCAAACCCGUGUCCCCUGCAUUGGCAUGUGGAUUUUUUUUUUUUUUUUUUGAGUAGCUCUUUAUUGGAGUAUAAUUGCUACACAAUACUGUGUUAGUUUCUGUUGCACAACAAGGAGAAUCAGCCAUAUGCAUACACACGUCCCCAUAUGCCCUCACUCUUGAGCCUCCCUCCCACCCUCCCUAUCCCACCCAUCUAGGUCAUCACAAAGCACUGAGCUGAUCUCCCUGUGCUAUGCUGCUGCUUCCCACCAGCUAUCUAGUUUACAUUUGGUAGUGUAAUAUAUGUCCAUGCUACUCUCACUUCACCCCAGCUUCGCCCUCCCACCCCAUGUCAAGUCCAUUUUAUAUGUCUGCCUUUUUAUUCCUGCCCUGCAAGUAGGUUCAUCAGUACCUUUUUUUUUUUUCCCGAUUCCAUGUAUAUGUGUUAGCAUAUGGUAUUUCUUUUUUUCUUUCUGACUUACUUCACUCUGUAUGACAGACUCUAGGUCCAUCCACCUCACUACAAAUAACUCAAUUUCAUAUCUUUUUAUGGCUGAGUAAUAUUCCAUUGUAUAUAUGUGCCACAUCUUCUUUAUCCAUUCAUCUGUCGAUGGACACUUAGGUUGCUUCCAUGUCCUGGCUAUUGUAAAUAGAGCUGCAAUGAUCAUUGUGGUACAUGACUCUUUUUUUUUUUUUUUAACAUCUUUAUUGGGGUAUAAUUGCUUUACAAUUGUGUGUUAGUUUCUGCUUGAUAACAAAGUGAAUCAGUUAUACAUAUACAUAUGUUCCCAUAUCUCUUCCCUCUUGUGUCUCCCUCCCUCCCACCCUCCCUAUCCCACCCCUCCAGGUAGUACGUGACUCUUUUUGAAUUAUGGUUUUCUCAGGGUAUAUGCCCAGUAGUGGGAUUGCUGAGUCGUAUGGUAGUUCUAUUUUUAGUUUUUUAAGGAACCUCCAUACUGUUCUCCAUAGAAGCUGUAUCAAUUUACAUUCCCACCAACAGUGCAAGAGUCUUCCCUUUUCUCCACACCCCUCCAGCAUUUAUUGUUUCUAGAUUUUUUGAUGAUGGCCAUUCUGACCAGUGUGAGGUGAUAUCUCACUGUGGUUUUGAUUUGCAUUUCUCUAAUAAUUAGUGAUGUUGAGCAUCUUUUCAUGUGCCUCUUGGCCAUCUGUAUGUCUUCCUUGGAGAAAUGUCUAUUUAGGUCUUCCACCCAUUUUUUAACUGGAUUGUUGGUUUUUUUUGAUAUUGAGCUCCAUGAGUUGUUUGUAUAUUUUGGAGAUUAAUCCUGUUGUUUCAUUUGCAAAUAUUUUCUCCCAUUCUGAGGGUUGUCUUUUUGUCUUGUUUAUUGUUUCCUUUGCUGUGCAAGUUUUUAAGUU
Messenger RNA from Globicephala melas (long-finned pilot whale), 9033 nucleotides. It is a transcript of the gene SEC31A, whose product is annotated as SEC31 homolog A, COPII coat complex component. Gene Ontology annotation, cellular component: endoplasmic reticulum exit site; COPII vesicle coat. The record is from RefSeq and is a predicted model, not a curated record. Gene Ontology annotation, molecular function: protein binding; structural molecule activity. Gene Ontology annotation, biological process: intracellular protein transport; endoplasmic reticulum to Golgi vesicle-mediated transport; COPII-coated vesicle cargo loading. Lineage: Eukaryota; Metazoa; Chordata; Mammalia; Artiodactyla; Delphinidae.